UAAAUAAAGGUUAAAUAAAAAUACAAAUCUGUUUAUGUUCACAACGUCAUCAUUCUGUGUCGCUGUUGGGGUCUUAGAGACGUCAUGUGUACACACACCCCCAUCCUCAGAACUUCAUGUUGACAACUAUGCAAAGAUGUUGCAAAUGAAAAAUCGUAUAAAAUAUUGCUCUUUGGCAAUUGCUGCGACCAGGUUGUUUUCGUCUGGACCCGUCAAGAACCCAGUCGUGUAUUUUGACAUCGCAGCUGACAACGAACCUCUCGGACGAAUCAUUAUAGAGUUGAAUGCAGCUGCUGUGCCCAAAACAGCAGAGAACUUUAGAGCACUGUGCACUGGGGAACAUGGCUUUGGAUACAAAGGAUCAGUGUUCCACAGAGUGAUUCCUGAGUUCAUGUGUCAGGGAGGAGAUUUCACACAUCACAACGGGACUGGAGGGAAGUCCAUAUACGGGACCAAGUUUAAAGACGAGAACUUCAAACUGAAACAUACUGGGCCAGGUAUCUUAUCCAUGGCAAAUUCAGGGGCAAACACGAACGGUUCUCAGUUCUUCAUCUGCACAGUUAAAACUGAAUGGUUGAAUGAUAAACACGUGGUCUUUGGUCAAGUGAAGGAGGGCAUGGAGGUAGUCUUCAAGAUGGAAUCCUUUGGUUGUCAUGACGGUGGUGUGGUAAAGAAAAUCGCCAUCACGGACUGUGGGGAGAUCAAGUAAAAUACACAGACAGACAGGUUGGAGAAGGUCACUAUGGACAACAACUCUUGGAAACGUCCAAGUUUUUUGCUCUUCUGUUUUCCUCACCCAAUUAAAGAAUGACAACCACAAAUACACCAGCUGUCUCUCAUACAUGUAGUCUCUUGUCAGCUGUCUCUCAUACAUGUAGUCUCUUGUCAGCUGUCUCAUACAUGUAGUCUCUUGUCAGCUGUCUCUCAUACAUGUAGUCUCUUGUCAGCUGUCUCUCAUACAUGUAGUCUCUUGUCAGCUGUCUCAUACAUCUAAUCUCAUUGUCUUUGGACAAUGUGUUCUCCCUUCACACACACACUUACUCUAUAGCAUUUAUACUGUCUGUACUCAUGACAACUUCUCAUGUUCAUAGCCUGUGCUUUAUACAUUCAAGAGUUGUUGUAUGGAGAGGUUUGGACUUUGGAGUAAUUCAACACUGGUACUAAGAUACCUCUGAAAUGGGUGCUUUUUAUUCUAGAUGUCACUAAUAUUUUUCUAAAGAAAAUCAUCUAUAAACUAUUUAAGGCAUGUAUGAUGGACCCGACACCUGUAGAAUGUAUAAAAUAAUGUUGUACAUUUACUGCCAAAUAAAUCUAUGUUUUUAGAUUUGA
This is a messenger RNA of Salvelinus namaycush (lake trout), 1329 nucleotides long. RefSeq names its product peptidylprolyl isomerase Fa (gene ppifa). The record is from RefSeq and is a predicted model, not a curated record. Gene Ontology annotation, biological process: protein peptidyl-prolyl isomerization; protein folding. Bases 35 to 709 code for a protein of 224 amino acids. The transcript has 6 exons. Gene Ontology annotation, molecular function: peptidyl-prolyl cis-trans isomerase activity. NCBI's taxonomy places the organism in Eukaryota, Metazoa, Chordata, Actinopteri, Salmoniformes, Salmonidae.